UAAACGAAAAGAAAAAACAAAAAUGUAACAAAUCUUGCGUGAGAGAUUUAUUAUUCUGCAAUUAUGGCUUGUCUCUAUAAUUGAGGAACAGGUUUCUUCCGUUUCCACUUCUUCGACUUGUAUAUAUAUAUAUAGAUGAGUGUUGACUAAUGUAAGUGAUGUCAUUGUGGUAUUGAGCACCACAUCCGCCGGCAAAUAAUUUUUCACUUUUCAUACAGAUACGAGUUUAUUCAGACACGUGAAAUCUUUAAAGACGUUAAUCGAGAUGUUUCGCGCACACGCGAGUUUACCGUAUUUUUGUAUACGAACUCUAAUUUCCUUUCUAGUGAUCGUGACACACAAUUCGUUGGCAUAUAAUAUUAAUUUACUCAAUGCUAAGAUAUUCAAGGAUCCUGUACACAGAUCGAAUGGACGUGGAAGUUACUUCGGAUUCUCGGUAGCUUUAUACGCGGGUGCAAAGGAAUCUUUGUUACUUGUCGGAGCUCCGCGAGCAAACUCUAGCGAACUGCCAUUCGUGACAGAACCGGGAACGGUCUUUAAGUGUACGAUGAAUGGUAUGUGCAGAGAAUGGGUAAUUGAUAGGACUGGGAACGGUCCACACCCUCGUAAGAAAUUGAUCAAUCAGAUAAAAAAUAAUGCUUGGAUCGGUGCGACUAUUGCCGUUCAGAACGAGACGGAGGCCAGAGUUAUGGUUUGUGGACCGCGAUGGAUAAAUAACAUCAUAAAUGACAACAAGCCUAAUUGGUACCUGAACGGCAUUUGCUACGCGACAUUGGCUAUCAACGCUAAUGCAUUUGAGAGAGAAGCGGAGGAGCUCCUGUUACCAAUUUCGGAUUUUAAUAGCCAAAUCACGUCCAAGAACAACAUAGGAAUUUACAACUACGGGGUGGGACAAGUUGGUUUCUCCUUGUACAUGAAUACGCGACACCGUGAUACCGUGAAUGUCGCAAUAGGCAGUCCAGGUGUACACAACUGGAAAGGCGAUGCGAUAUUAGCUGUCGCUUCGAUGAGUGGUCCAUUUGAUCACACGGUAAUUCCCUCAGUCGCUAGAGAGCAACAAAUUCAUAGCUUCAAUUAUUUCGGAUAUGCCAUCACAGCGGGUACUUACUUCAACGAGCAAGAUGUCUGGUACGCUUCCAGCGUACCAAAAACCGUGAAUAUGUACGGGAAGGUCUUUAUAUUUAUCUUUCCUCCUAAAAGUAAUCAGCGUAUGUUUAUCAAAACGGUAGUGUACAGUCAAAAUUACGGCGAGUUUUUUGGUGCCGCAUUAACAUCGUGCGAUGUCAAUAAUGAUCGCAAACAUGAAUUGAUCGUCGGUGCACCGCAAUGGUCCAGAGACAUGGACGAAGGUCGCGUCUACAUCUUUACAGUGCGGCAUAAAGACAAUUUCGAAGAACUGCAGACAAUCGAAGGUGAGGUCUUUGGAGGUAGAUUCGGAUCUACCGUGAUGUGCUUGGGUGACAUCGACUACGACGGCUACGGCGAUAUCGCCGUUGGUGCACCUUACGAGGAAGAGAGCGGCGGUGCGGUGUAUAUCUUCAAUGGAAACAAAAGAGGUAUUUCCCGGAAGUAUAGUCAGAGAGUGAUCGGCUCACGAUUUUCGCCAACGAUGCGGGGAUUUGGCAUCUCUAUCUCAGAACCUCGUGAUGUAAAUCGCGACAACUAUCCUGAUAUCGCUGUGGGUGCUUAUCUAUCCAGCGAAGUGGUUCUGCUGAGAUCCGUGCCGGUUAUCACGGUGAACAUAACAUUGGUGCAACUGCAAAAAAUCAAACUGCUGAGAAACACAACGUCCUUCAAGAUCGACAUGUGGAUGUCUUACGAAGGCGUAUACGUACCUGACAAUCUGCGAGUUACCGCGAUCCUGAAGAUCGAUUCAUUGCACGGCAGGGCCACGUACCGGAAGCAGAAGAGUAGCGAUGGAGCACAGACCUACAUACUGCGUUACACGCUAUUUAAAGCUACGAUCACGAGCGAUUUGCUUGAGCUACAUCUAAUGGAAAAUAUUCAAAAUCUAAUAGAUCCGCUUGAAAUAUCAGUGUCAAUACAAUUAGAAGAUGAUCUUUAUGCGAGAAAUGAAAACUCAUCUUGCGCAUCUUGCAUCGUGCUAAACAAGUUUCGUUCGAAGACUGAAGAUCUCAUAAAGUUACCGUUCGCCGUGGAUUGCGGCGAGGAUAAUGUAUGCGUGUCUGAUCUCGGCGUAGCGUUGUCUACUGACUUGGUUUCGGGUAACAGGUACAUCAUCGGUUCGACUCCGAUAAUUACUCUGCGCGUUGACGCUUACAAUCGCGGCGAACCAGCGUACCAGACUAAAGUGCGCAUCUUCACCGAGGUUUUAUCAUUAGCGAGUAUCCCACCCGAGUGUAUGGAAGACUCUGGCGUGAGCGGCAUGCUGGAUGUAAUCUGCGAGAUUGGUAACCCGUUUAGAACGAAUAAAACUUUAACGCUGCAAUUGGACAUGAGCACGAUGAGGUACGAUAUUAAGGAGGUGAAAUUACAAGUGAAUAUCAGCUCUCAAAGCGAGGAGGCAAAUUGGAAUGACAACAGUUACACUAUCACUGUAUACUUUGACGCAGACAUCGAUAUAGCGAUUGCCGGGAAGGCACAGGAAAACUUGUACUCGUAUCUGCGCGAGAAUGAGAAGAAACCGCUGAACAAUAUUAGGUUUCAACACUUUUACGAAGUGCAAAAAUUUGGCGUCAGUCCUAUUGAAGAAGCAGUAUUGACUGUGAAAAUUCCAAUACGUCUUCGCCGACACGAUACCGAAGACGUGGCGAUUGUCAGUAUCAAUGAUACUAUUGGCAAAAUGGACGGACAUCAAUUUUACUGCAGUGAUUCAAACGAAACUGAAAUAUUUUCUGUAGCGUCUAAAAAGAUUGCCAUGAACAAUGCAGUUAUGGUGAAUUCCACGAAUAAUAAAACGCACGAGAAAUUCAGCAUAGAAGAAAAUAUACCUAUGAACGUACCAUCUGAAAACAGAACAUUCUUCAUUAAUUGUACAAGUAAUGUGAUACAAUGCGUACAAAUCAGUUGCAGAUUGGGUCCGUUCAUAAGUUCUUUGUCUGUUGCGAAAUUUUUGGUAACAUUAGAUCUGCAGUUAUCGAAUUUUCCUGAUGAUGUGAUAAAGCACAAAGAUAUCAUAUUUUACGUGACGGAAGGUAGCAUUGUGAUAAAGCAACCUAACAAUAUUGCUCAAAGAGAAAAUCAUAAACAAGACGACAUUUUGGUUGCAACAACAUUUUUGGGUUCGCCAAUAGCUCAACGGAUAGCAAUUUGGAUAAUAGUGCUCUCGGUGAUCUUAGGAAUCAUAUUAUUGAUAUUGUUAAUAUUAGGUUUAAUAAAGAUUGGGUUCUUUAACAGAAAGAAGAAGUUGGAACUUGAAGCGUUGAAAGCCGAAGCUGAUAAAAAAUAUAAUGUGAUACUGGAAACAACAUCUUCGACGGAAGCUCUUGAUCACAAUUGAGUACACACAAUUAAUAUAGAACAUGUCAGAUUCUUAAUAUAUAUAAUAUAAAUGCAUUCCAUUUUAUAAUGUAUUUUAUUUUCUGAUAAAC
Pogonomyrmex barbatus (red harvester ant) is the source of this 3551-nucleotide messenger RNA. Its product is annotated as integrin alpha-8-like. NCBI's taxonomy places the organism in Eukaryota, Metazoa, Arthropoda, Insecta, Hymenoptera, Formicidae. Gene Ontology annotation, molecular function: integrin binding. Gene Ontology annotation, cellular component: external side of plasma membrane; integrin complex. The record is from RefSeq and is a predicted model, not a curated record. Gene Ontology annotation, biological process: integrin-mediated signaling pathway; cell adhesion mediated by integrin; cell-matrix adhesion.